AUGGCUUAUGCACCCAAGAACAUCCAACCAACUGUCCCAUACGGAGGAGGCUCGGUAAUGAUUUGGGGGUGCAUCUCCCAUGACUGCAAGCUGGACCUGGUCACCGUUAAGGGCAAUUUGACAGGUGACCAGUACAUCUGUCAGGUCCUGGAACCAGUUGUCGUGCCACAUUUCGACAACCACCCACUCGCUACAAGGCCUCAGUACAUGGAUGACUGCCAGGCCUCAUCGUUCCCGGGCUGUGACGGCGCAUCUCCAGAACAACGCUGUGACGACUUUGCCUUGGCCCGCCAUGAGCCCCGAUCUGAAUCCCCUGGAGCACAUUUGGGACAUUCUUGGCCGUCGUAUACAGAAACUGGACCCCACCCCCCUGUACAGAAUCUGAGAGAACUGGAAGCUGCUUUGCAUCGGGAGUGGCUGUUGCUGCUGCUUCGUCAGAAGAUCCGACACUUGACUGGGAGGGUGAGGAGCAGGCUUGAGGUGGUCAUCCGAGCACGUGGAGGGUACACAAAGUACUGA
Gigantopelta aegis is the source of this 519-nucleotide messenger RNA. RefSeq lists its product as uncharacterized. The record is from RefSeq and is a predicted model, not a curated record. The coding region runs from base 1 to 519 and encodes 172 amino acids. The transcript has a single exon. Gene Ontology annotation, molecular function: nucleic acid binding. Lineage: Eukaryota; Metazoa; Mollusca; Gastropoda; Neomphalida; Peltospiridae.